Molecule: messenger RNA, 3505 nt
Organism: Sarcophilus harrisii (Tasmanian devil)
Lineage: Eukaryota; Metazoa; Chordata; Mammalia; Dasyuromorphia; Dasyuridae
Gene: TMEM102
Product: transmembrane protein 102
Exons: 6
Coding region: 1904-3427 (507 amino acids)
Source: RefSeq, a predicted model, not a curated record
UCCUGCCACAGGAACCUCAACUCCCAGGGUAUGCGGGCAGGGGUGGGGGCUGGGGCACCCCAGGAAGCUCUGGGACCCCCAACAUGGGCAAGCAAGUCCUGCAAGUGGGCCCAAGUACACUCAAGACCCAACCCCAGGAAGUGCCAGGACCUGGGGGACUCGAUCCUGUUACUCCUGGGGAGCGUGAUCCUGUUGAAUGUUGGAAUGAAUGCGGUGAUGCUGCUCUGGCGUCAUUUGAAAGCCUCCCUCCGAAUACUGUUCCAUCACUUUGGGGAAAAAUACCGGCAACGAUGCCACCCAACCUGCAUCUGCUGCACCAUGGAUCCCAAGAGCCUAAUCCCUCGGGGCUCUCCCCAUACCCAUCAGCAUCAAACCUGCCUGGUGGACCCUUCCCACAGCCUGGACUGGGCCCCAGACACAGAUGAUGAGAAGGUCUCAAAGUGCCGAUGGCUGCCACCACAAUGUGGCCACUCUGGAGACCCAAAGAUCUCCCGUGGACUAUGGAAGCAGGGGAAAGGGUUGGUGCCCAAGGCAGAAAAGUUUACCCAUUCUCAGUCUGCUGGAGUGAGUACUACCCCACUCCUGCGCCCUGAGACCCUUUUCUACCCUGGCCAAAAGCCUCAAAGCUCAAGGAACAGUGAGGAAAUAGAGUCCCAAGCUGCCAGAUGCAUUCAGAAGCCAUGCCAGGUUUUCCUCUCCUCCUCUGUUCCUCAUCCCCCAGCUGGCCAUGUGGUAUAUGAUGCCAGAAAGAUGAAAGGCCCAAACUGCCAGUUGGGGGGAUUUGUGGAAGCUUUGUCCCUUUCCACAGGCGGAGGCUCUCUUCGAGAGCUCAGUGAGAAGGGCCAAAACCCAGUCUCCCAGACCCUGGAGAGGCCCUCCAAUCCGCCCACUUUCCCUGUUGACGACCCUGUGGAGCACAUAGAAUAUAGGAAGCAGAGAGCCAGCUUUCCUGAAGGAAGGAACAAGGGCACACUCUCCUGUAACUCCAAGUCCCGUACUGAUAAAGGUUAUUCUGAGAGGAAGAUUCUGCAUUCCCCAAACUCUGCCUGUUUACAGUCUUCUGACUACCCCACUUUUUCCUGCCAUGCUCCUUCCCAGUCACCCUGUUCUUCUGAAAUCCUCCUACCUGGCCAGAUUCAAUUGUACCAAAAACAGCCUUCAAAGGUUUUUGUAGAAACUAUUGAGGUUUCAAAGGGUGAUAAGGCUUGUGAUACGCAGAAAUUACCAGAGGUCUCCACUGUCACUCAGAUCCAUUGCCCCCAAAGAUGGAACCAAAACUGGGGGUACAAGUCUAUGGAAAUGUCCAUGCAGAAUCGGUCAUCCCUCCAUCAGAUGCCUCUGAGCAAGGGAUCUGGUUUGGCGACAGGCCAUGUGGUCUUUGAUGCCAGGCAACUCAGACUAAACAAGGAACAAGCCAGAAGCUAUGUCCCCAGGGUUUCCUAAGGCCCUGAAACCCCUCUGACUGUUCCAAGGAAAGGCAGAAGGAAGACUGGGGAUACCAGUCCAAGACGAAGACUUGGGAGAAAAGCACAGCAAUAAAGGGACAGGUAUAAAAAAGGAAACAGAUUUGCAUGGUGGUAUUCAGGUGCAGUGAAGCCCCAAACCUGAUUAGUCUCUAUGAUCAGAGAAUUGUCUGGACCAGAUCUUUGAGGACUAUUCAAGAAUGUCUUUGGAUCCAGUAGCUAGGGAAGAGGAACAAGGAAUGGGGUGGGGCCAGAACUUUCCGAGUGAACAGUCCAAGCAGAGAAGGGUGUAACCUCAGGUAAAAGGGGCGUGUCCAAGUGGAGACAAGGAAGUUACCCAAGAUUUUCUCCAAAGCUUUCUCCAGCUUUUUCCCUCCCGGCGGUCGCCUGAGGUCCUUUGCUAUCAACCCCCUCCCCACCCAAAGCCGCCUCAGCCCCAAAUGGCUUCCGCGGUCUGGGGGGGUACCCCCUGGUGGGGUCCGCCACCCCCAGCCCCUGCUCGUCCUGUCACGGACCUAGACUUCUGCUCUGGAGCUCAGCUACAGGAGCUCACUCAACUGAUCCAAGAGCUCGAGGUUCAAGAGAGCUGGCACAGCGGGCCACAACCCGGGGCUGACCUCCUCCGGGCUAAGGACUUUGUCUUCUCUCUGCUCAGUCUCAUCCACCGCCGGGACCCCCGGGUUCCCGAGCGGACAGAGCUUCUGCUCCUCCGCGGCGGAGUCCGCGAGGGCUCUCUCGACCUGGGGCCCGGAUCCCUGGGCCCCUACGUCCGGGGGCCCCACUACGAUGCCGGCUUCACGCUCCUGAUACCGUUGCUUUGGCUGGACUGCGAAGGAGUGAGGCCCUACCUUGAGCUGGAGUCAGGCAGCGCGUGGCUCCGCCUUCAAGCGCCAGUGGGCGGGGCCUCAGUCCUGGAGGCGUGGCACGACUGCCUAGAGCCCUCCGCCCCGGCGGGGCUGGGCGGGAAGGGGACAGUAAAAGAGGCGUGCCCAUUGGAGAAGCGUCCGCGUGACGUCACAAUGUCCGAGACUGCGGCGGCGUUCCCGCCGGUGCUGGAAGACUUCGAUCCCAAGUCGCCGGCGGAGGAGCGGCGUGGUGACUUGAGGGAUUCGGAAAAAAUAGACUUAUUGAAGGAUCCGCACAGUGACGUCACAGAGCAACUCCCUGGACAGCCAGUCCAAGAGCCUGAGGGGCGGGGCGCUCAGGAAAACUGGCCCGCUUUAUGCCCCACCCAAGUGGCUGCGUGGUUUUUUUCUUUGCUAUCUGCCGUAGCUGUCUCCUUGACCCCGGACCCCGGUUCCUUGCGCCUGGUCCAUGCCUCCCGCCAUGCGGGAGUCACUACCAUCCUUCUGUCCACGCCGGGCCCUCCCUCUCGGCUCUUACUCUUUGACUUGGUGCCAGGGGUCUCCGUGGCCGGCUGGCCGGGGAAAACCCGGACCUACGCCUGGAUGGGUUCCGUGGCCGCUGGCCCUACCGCCUACUACCUUGUGCCGGGCUACAGAGCCAAAAAGCAGGAUGGGCUCUGCUGGCGGAUUUGCUUUGCCCGCCAGGAGCUGGCGCUCAAGGCCCGUAUCCCCCAACCUCUGCUCCAGGCACACGCAGCUGCCCAGGCCUUGCUGCGCCCCCUGGUGGCCGGGGCCGGCUGCGCGGCUCCCUACCUCCUGCGGACUCUGCUCUACUGGGCCUGCGAGAGACUUCCAGCCCUCUAUUUGGGGCGGCCGGAGAAUGCCGGGGCCUGUUGCCUGGGGCUGCUGGACGAGUUAAGCCGCGGGCUCGAGGCUGGGGCACUGCCCCACUACUUUCUGGAAGGACAGGAACUGGCGGUCGGGGAAAGGGCCACAGAGCUAGCCGGGGCUCUCGCCCGCCUCCGGGGGGACCCUGCGGGGGCUCUCCGAACUGCGGUAGAGGAGGCCAAGACUGCGCGGAAAGGGGGCGGGGUGGUAGGCGGGGGGUCAUUAAAAUAAAUGCGGCUGGAUGGAGACAGAAUCUUGGUUCUUUUUCAACCUUCAUUCCCGUCUCUCUCCAACCGGUGACAUAACUCA